AGUAAUGGAAGCAACAGUCGAGUUCAAAACUGUGGGACGAAUCAAGAUCUCGCGAGCAAAUCUCUUUGGGUAAAGAAUCGUCUUAAUUAUAGAAUUAAGAAACAGAGGAAACCUAAAGAACAAAAUAGUACAUCACAGCCCGUACCAAGGAUUCUAUCACAGCCCGCCCGUACCAAGGAUUCUAUCACAGCCCGCCC
Molecule: messenger RNA, 197 nt
Organism: Acaulospora morrowiae
Lineage: Eukaryota; Fungi; Glomeromycota; Glomeromycetes; Diversisporales; Acaulosporaceae
Source: the annotation of a GenBank genome assembly